GAUAAACUGUAUGAAUAUCAGUGGCCUCAGGGUGAGGGAGAAUGGCACAUGUUACAAGAACAAGUUAGUGAAUAUCUCAGCAUCAAAUCAUUCAAACGCAAAUAUCCAGACAUGUAUAGAAGAUUUGUUGAUAAAGAAGAAAAAGAAUUUUUGAUGGAUAGAGGAGUUGUAACAGAAACACAUUGUGAUUUAGGACUAACAGCUGUACGAAGUGAAGAUAUUUAUGACUUGAUGUAUAAAGAUUAUCCUGAAAAAUAUGAGGAGUUUUUAACAUACAUGCAUGGUAAACAACGAGAGACAAUUUACGAACAACAUAAAGAAUAUGAUGUGGUAGGUAAUAUACACUUUUCUCCAAAUGUAGAAAAAAGUAAAUUAGCAGAAUAUAUGAAAAAAGCUGUCAAGUCAGCAGCAGAAUUCAAUUCUCAGAUGCAGAAAGAAAGAAGAGAAGAACGAAAAGCCUUUUUUGAUCUUCAAACAUUUAGUGUUCACUAUCCUGUGAAUAGAUAUAAGAAAUUACCACCAGAAUUAACUAAAGCUAGUGCUUACCCAAUAGCCUUAAUACCAGGACAGUUUCAGGAUCAUUAUACCACAUAUACAGCAGAUGAGUUAAAGUAUUUACCUAUUAAUACAGCUAUGUAUGAUGCUCCUAAAUGGAUGGAAUCAGAACAACCUAAAGAAACCAAUCAAACUUCAGAAGUAGAGGACAGUCAAGGGGAGGAAAAGGAAAAAGAGAAGCCCGUCAAAGCUGAACCAGUGAAAGAAACUACGUGUCGAAGAUGUGAAAUUAAAAAUAAAAAUAAGAAACGAAUACGAAGAAUUAAAGAAGAAAUUAUAAAUUGUUCAGAAUGUGGUGCAGGGGGUCAUCCAACAUGUUUAGAAUUAACAGAAGAAAUGGUUGGUGUUAUACAGACGUAUCCAUGGCAAUGUAUGGAAUGUAAAACUUGUGUUGAAUGUAUGGACCCUUAUGAUGAGGACAAGAUGAUGUUUUGUGACCGGUGUGAUCGAGGCUACCAUACUUUCUGUGUGGGUAUGAAGGCAAUUCCUACUGGACGAUGGGAAUGCAAGAGUUGUAAAGGUACCACAGCCUCUAUAACGGAAACACCAAAAUCAAAGUAA
Lottia gigantea (owl limpet) is the source of this 1116-nucleotide messenger RNA. RefSeq lists its product as hypothetical. Gene Ontology annotation, cellular component: npBAF complex. The record is from RefSeq and is a predicted model, not a curated record. The annotation marks the transcript as partial. Lineage: Eukaryota; Metazoa; Mollusca; Gastropoda; Lottiidae. The transcript has 11 exons.